AUGACGGACCUCGCUCCCAAGCAGCCAAACGGCCCAAGAACGCCGAAGACGGCGGAAAAUAUCCGAGAUUAUGUGAGAAGAUACGGGGCUUCUGGUCUAACCACCACGCUCGGUAACCUCAAUACCGAAAAAGAGAGUGAUGCGCGUCGGGAAGAAGCAACUGGGCAUCUGCCUAAAAGUCCAGAUACGGACAUAGACGAGGAGCCACCCGCAAGCUUCAGGAAGCCUGGAGACCUGUUUACGGUGCGAAGAACGCCAAAGGAUGAGGGCCACUAUCAAGACGGAGUCCUCGGCAGCGCAGUUAAAAAGGCCAUGGACACAGGAGACCCUGGUGCUAUGAUCAGUCAUGGUAUCUUGGGAGAGGACCUAUUGGGAUAUCCCACUCGCACACAUUACCCAAGGAUAUCUUGGGGCAUUAGGCCUUUUUACCCCUUGUGGUCCGAUAGGACCUAG
Messenger RNA from Nannizzia gypsea CBS 118893, 453 nucleotides. RefSeq lists its product as hypothetical. The transcript has 3 exons. The coding region runs from base 1 to 453 and encodes 150 amino acids. NCBI's taxonomy places the organism in Eukaryota, Fungi, Ascomycota, Eurotiomycetes, Onygenales, Arthrodermataceae. The record is from RefSeq and is a predicted model, not a curated record.